Molecule: messenger RNA, 6916 nt
Organism: Hemicordylus capensis (graceful crag lizard)
Lineage: Eukaryota; Metazoa; Chordata; Lepidosauria; Squamata; Cordylidae
Gene: SH3BP4
Product: SH3 domain binding protein 4
Exons: 6
Coding region: 290-3220 (976 amino acids)
Cellular component (GO): cytoplasm
Molecular function (GO): protein binding
Source: RefSeq, a predicted model, not a curated record
AUUCCCGGCUGCUGGGGUGGGAGAGGGAACCGCCACCGCCCCCCACCGACGUCUGGAGGUCGCUCUUUGCGGAUGUGGAGGCGGCGAUCUGCUUCUCUUUUGCUAGAGCGCUGGAUUUUUCUUUUUGCUGGCGCGCAUGAAACAAGAGAUUUUCUCAAGUUACAAAAAUUAAAUGGCACCCUAAUCACACAGAGCUAAAACCUCUGAAGAUAAAUGGCACAGUAUUUGCCACAACUCUUCUAGAGAAGAUGGCCCAUUAGAGUUUUCAAGGAAGGGCAUAGAUCUCAAGAUGGCAGCCCAGAGGAUUCGUGCUGCUAAUGCCAGCGGCCUCCCACGAUGCAAGUCUGAGGGGACACUAAUUGAUCUGAGUGAAGAAUAUCCAGAAACCAGCUUCAGUUCUGUCAAAGGCAAAAUGCAUACAUUGCACAUGAAGAGAAGAGCCGAAGAACCAGUGCCUUCUCCUAGUGCCUUGAUGGUAGACAAUCCUACAUCAUUUGGAAACGCAAAGGAAGUUGUAGCAAUCAAAGACUACUGCCCAAAUAACUUUACCACUUUGAAGUUUUCCAAGGGUGACCACCUUUAUGUCUUAGAUACCUCAGGAGGUGAGUGGUGGUAUGCUCACAAUACCACUGAGAUGGGUUACAUCCCAUCCUCCUAUGUCCAGCCUGUAAACUACCGGAAUUCUUCAUUAACUGAUAGUGGAAUGAUAGACAACCUACUUGAAAGUUCUGACGAGGGAGCAAAAGAGUUUGAUCUGCUUGGAGAGUGGAUGGAUGUAAAGUGGAACUUCGCCAAAAACAACCCCUUUUUAAAUAACAACCAGACGAACCCUUUUUUGAAUGGGAAUUUGCAGAUGAUGCCUGACAGGGACAAGGAGUGUUCCCACCAAACUACAGUAGAUCUGUUGCUUUUUGACACAGGGGUGCCUGCAUUUACAGGAUCCAGUUCUGCAACAAAUAGCAGUGUAGGCAACCGUCUUGAUGAGGUUCCAUCAAUUAAUGGAUUUGACUAUGAGCAGCCAAGCAGACGGGACAAUCCCUUUUUCAGAAGCAAGCGCUCAUACAGUUUGUCGGAGCUCUCAGUACUUCAGGCAAAGUCAGAAACUCCAGGAUCAUCGGGUUUUUUCACUGGGCUGAAAUCGCCUACCCCUGAGCAAUUCCAAAGCAGGGAAGACUUCAGAGCUGCGUGGCUGAACCAUCGGAAACUGGCAAGAUCUUGUCAUGACUUGGAUCUGCUAGGCCAGAACCCUGGUUGGGGCCAGACACAACCUGUGGAGACCAACAUAGUUUGCAAGCUGGAUAGUUCUGGGGGAGCUGUUCAGCUUCCGGAUACAAAUAUUAAUAUUCAUAUUCCAGAAGGACAUGUAGCUGUUGGAGAUACUCAGCAGAUCUCAAUGAAAGCCCUGUUGGACCCACCUCUGGAACUCAACAGUGACAAAUGCAGUACCAUAUGUCCUGUGCUGGAAAUUAAGCUGAGCAAUAUGGAAGUCAGAACUUCCAUCAUACUGGAGAUGAAAGUUUCAGCAGAAGUUAAGAAUGACAUAGUGAGUAAGAGUUUAGUAGGAGUGCAGUGCUUACGAAGUGACACAAAAGAAGGCCCGUAUGCACCAAUGCCACUAAGUUAUUGCUAUGGAGAUGUAAUACAGGCUCAGCUAGAGAACCUGGAGCCUUGUAUGUAUAUAGCAGCGGUAGCCCAAGGACAGAACAUUCCAUAUCCUUACACUGUUUGGGAUUACAUCAGCAAAAAAAUCACAGUAGGUGUCUAUGGUCCAAAGCACAUACACCCUUCUUUUAAAACGGUGGUUGCCAUCUUUGGACAUGAUUGUGCCCCAAAGACACUUUUAGUGAAUGAAGUUACACGUCAGAUACACUGCACAGCUCCUGUGGCACUACAGUUGUGGGGUAAACAUCAAUUUGCCUUAGCAAGGUCGCAAGAUCUAAAGGUUUGUAUGUUUUCAAACAUGAUUAAUUAUGAGGUAAGAACCAGCGAGCAGGCCAAAAUAGUGAGAGGCUUCCAAAUGAAGCUGGGAAAGGUCAGCCGCCUCAUCUUCCCCAUCAUGUCACAUGACCCUAAUGAGCUGUCUGACUUUACGUUAAGAAUACAAGUCAAGGACGACAAGGAUGCUAUCCUGACUCAAUUCUGUGUUCAGACACCACAGCCACCUCCAAAAAGUGCCAUCAGAUCCACUGGUCAACGAAGGUUCUUGAAGAAAAAUGAGGUUGGAAAAAUAAUCUUAUCCCCUCUUGCAACCAUCAGCAAAUACCCAGUCUUCCAGGAUCGGCCAGUGGAAAGUUUAAAAUAUGGCAAACUGCUGAAAACAGUGGUGCGGCAAAAUAAGAACCAUUAUCUCUUGGAAUAUAAGAAAGGGGAUGUAAUCGCUUUACUAAGUGAGGAGAAGAUCAAGUUGAAAGGUCAGCUCUGGACAAAGGAAUGGUACAUUGGUUACUAUCAGGGUAAAAUUGGCCUCGUCCACACCAAAAACGUUCUAGUUGUUGGGAAAAUAAAGCCAAAUUGUUUAUCUGGGCCUGAGCUUACUACUAAUAUGUUGCUUGAGCAAAUCCUCAGGCCUUGUAAGUUUCUCACCUAUAUCUAUGCUUCAGUAAGGACUUUACUAAUGGAAAACAUCAACAGCUGGCGUGCAUUUGCGGAUGCUUUGGGAUAUGGCAAUUUGCCACUUGCUUUUUUCUGUCGAGCAGAGCUGGACAGUGAGCCUGAAUGUGUUGCUUCUGUGCUGGAGAAAUUGAAAGAAGACUGUAAUAAUUCAGACAAUAAGGAUAGGAAGUCUUUCCAGAAGGAACUGAUGUCAGCCUUACUAAAAAUGGACUGCCAGGGCUUGGUUGUCAGGCUAAUUCAGGACUUUGUGCUUCUGACUACUGCUGUAGAAGUGGCCCAGCGAUGGAGAGAGCUUGCUGAGAAACUGGCCAAGGUGUCCAAGCAACAGAUGGAUGCCUACGAAGCCCCCCAUCGGGACAAGAAUGGAGCUGUGGACAGUGAGGCAAUGUGGAAACCAGCAUAUGACUUUAUGCUAACAUGGAGCAAUCAGAUGGGAGACAGUUAUCGUGAUGUUACUCAAGAGCUUCACAUUGGUCUUGAUAAGAUGAAGAAUCCUAUUACAAAACGCUGGAAGCAUCUUACAGGAACCCUCAUCUUAGUAAAUUCUCUGGAUAUAUUACGGGCAGCUGCAUUUAGCCCUCAAGAACAUGAUGAUUAUGCCAUCUGAUGUGGAUUUGCAUCCUUAUCAAACCUGGCUACUGUUUCAUUUUACUUUUUUAACUAAUGGGGAGAGAUGGGGAGAAUGAACAUUGUUGAAAAGCCAAAGUUUGGGGCAGUGGUUCCUGGGGUCAGAGUGCAAACUUCUUAUGCUUGCCGCCCCACCCCCUCUUUUCCAGAAGACAGCCAACAUGAUGAUUUUCAGUGUUAUGUGGUUGACAGCUUUUCUUAAUUUGUAAUACUUAAAAUGGAACUUUUUUUAGGCGUUUGAAAUGAUCAGAUUUCAAAGCUGAAAUCACUUUUGGGGAGGACUUCCCAUUCUUAUGUAAUUAAAACAUUUUUGUCCCUUUUAAAAAUUAUCACUUUGGAUGGUGAGUCAUUGAUGAUGUAUUAAAAUGAAGCACAGCCUGAUGUCUUCUUGCAAGCAUUUGAAUUUUUAAUGUGUGAUUCCGAGAACUGUUUAUAAAUAAUUGUAUUAACACUACCACUUUCUGUGAUAGAACAGUUCUUCAUGAUUUGCUGUUAUGUACACCUUUUUGUAAGGAAGAAAAUGCACAAUUAGUUGACUUUUGUAACCCAAAAUUUAGCACUGUGUGUUAGUGUCCAGUUUCAUUACUUAUCAUAAUCAAAAAGGACCAGAAAUACUUUCAGGUUAUGGAACUGCCCCUUUUCAGUUCCAUUUCCCUUUCUAUAAGGGAAAUUCUACUAGGGACGAUUUCACUUCAUCCUGUAACAGGAGUUUCUUGGCCAUCUCUGCUGGCAUAUGGCCCUCUUAGUAUGUUUAAAAAUCAGGAAGAUAAGUUGCUAUUGAUUGUGCCAUCAUUAAGCUGAACUUUUAGGCUUCAUUUUCAUACACCUUUCGAAUAUAGGUGAGGCUCACAUGACGAAAUAAAUGCUUCCUUGUUUAAAAUAUAUAUAUUUAAAACUGGCAUUUCAUGGGGGAAAUUGCAUUUCAUGGGAAAGGCUAGACAACCUGUCUCCCUGAUACGUAGAGGGGGGUUUUGGGAUGGAAGAGCAUUCCAUCAUGCGAGCCCCCACCUGCAGUCUGAAGUGUUUUCAGCCAAGAAACCUUAAUGAGAAUUGAUCAGGAGCCUGGCUGGUCAAUCAGAAAUGCCUGCCUUGACAACACUCGAUUGUGAUCUUGUUCUGGAAGUUCAUAACCCAUGUAUAUUACUGAGGUCAUUGGUAUUCACCACAUGUGCUUCGUGAUUAAUAAUGCUGUCCUUGGCCAUAUAAAUGGCAGCCAAGAACUGAAAUUGUCUCACCUCUGUGGCUUCAUGUACCAUAUACAAAAAUCAGAAAAUUCUAGUUUUGCUUUAGAACAAUAUCAUUUCAGUCUACCUCUCAACUUCAAAAUAUUUCAUGUGGGAAAAGUUUUGUGUUUUGUUUUUUGUGUUUGAGGUAUAUGUGUGUGUGUUUUGCACAAGAUAUCUUUUUUCAUACUAAAAGACAUUUAUUGACUUUCUCAAAUAAUGAGGUGCUGUUAAAAUAUUUUGUUAAUAUUUCCCCCUACUAAAAUAACGUAGACAGCUAUAAAACCUGCUUCUUGCAAUGUAGUUGCUAUAAAUGUAACUUUUAAAACCAGUUUUCUCAUAUUAGGAAAACCAUGUUACAGCUUUGUCCUUUGAAACAAGCUGACCUUUUAAGCAACUUGCUUUAUGUGACACGACUUUCCUAUUGGCAGAGUUGGGACAAGAGGUAGGGGAUUAAGGCCAAAAGCCUUUCAACCUACAGUAUCACAUGGAUAUUUGGCAAUCUGUGGUGCAGGGGAGGGAGGGAUCACCUGAACCAUUACAAAAGGUGGACAGACAUAGCUACAUUGUGAAUAAUGUUACCUUUAUUGGCUGUGCCAAAACAAUUGUUCUCUGGGCAGCUCACAAACAAUGAACUAAAACAUACAAUUUUAAAAAAUUAAAAACAAAAAGCUACAAUAAAAUAAUAAAAUCCAAAAACAUUUUUAAAAGCCAGAAGAACUAGAAAGAAUUCAUCUGGUGUCUAAUAGAAUAUAGUGAUGGUGCCAGGAGAGCCUCGUUGAGGAGGGUAUUCCAUAAAGGCAUGUGAUUGCCAAAAAGGCCUUCUCCCUGGUAGUCACCUGCCUCACCACAUCUGGCAGGAACACUUGGAGCAGGACCGCCAAAGAUCCUAAGGUCCAGGUAGGAACAUAUGGGACAAGGCACUCUUUCAGGUGACCUGUCCCAAGCUGGUUAGGGCUUUAAAGGUUAAAACCAGUGUGGAAAUUGGUUUUGAGAGUUAAAAUUGGGUGCUUCAUAUUUUUGUUAGGUGUGUAAUUUUAAAACCUUGCCUAGGGUGCACAAAUACCUUGUCUCAACUCUGCCUAUCAGUAAUUCCAUGAAAGCAGAAUCUAGCUUAGGGCAGCACAACUUUGGCGCUCUGGCUGCUGUUGGACUACAGCUCCCAUCACUCUGGCUGGAGAUGGUAGGAGUUGCAAACCAAGAACAGCUGGAGGGCUGAAAUUGUGCAUCCCUGAUCUAGCUUAUUGGAAAACUACUCCUGUUGUCUGCAUAAAAGUUUAAUAGAGUAUCCACAAUUAUUUUCCUUUUUUAACCAGCUCCUUUAUAAAUGGUCUCCCUGCCCACUUUUUCUGCUCUGUCCAGUGAAAAGCACCUUAAACUUCAGACUUUGUCACAAGAAAUUGAAGCAAAUUUCUAUGCAAGUUUUCAUGGCACACAUUUGCAAUUGGUCAGGCUAGCAGUGUUUUUCUAACAUACUCGUGGCACAAACUUUCCAAAGCAUGUAUAUUGUCGUCCUUCACACCAAAUCAGAAUUUACAUGUUUAAGGUUUGGGAGAAUCAACCCAAGAUGUGUUUGGGAGUUUUGAGAAUCAUUUUGAUUGGGGCCUCUUCCUCUCUCUGACAUUUUGCAGAACUUGGAAUGGUCAGUUCAUAAACUUGAUAUAAUGUGUUCUACAUGGUAGUCUGGGUCACCCACAGACCUGUGAACUGAUAGUCAUGCCCAUGAGUAUUCAUGUUCUCAGUGUGUUCUGUGGACAAACUUGGAGCUGACUAUCAUAUAACUAAACUACAGAGGCCUAAACAAACUGGCAACCUCCUCCAGCGGCAUUUGAAUCUAUGCCAGCAGUGCUCCCCCUCCUAGCAGCUGUGGAAUUUGUUGCAGUGAUCCUGGUCACCAUGAAUUCAGUCACUGAAUCAAGUUGUAGCUCCAGUGUGUAAACAAGGAGUGAUAUUGAUUUUUUAAAAAAGCAGUGAGAUGUUAAUCAAUUUUAUAUGUAGAAAUUUAGAAUUGUUGGGUAGAGUGUGUCACCUCCUGCAAUUCCACUAGCAAAUCCACAAUAGAUUUAGUUUGUCCUUUGCUUCUGCUAUUUUUGUCCAACUACCUCAGGUCUUGCACACCUUUUCAUGUUCUUACUUACAGCCUGAAGACUCUUCUAGAAGAUUCUUCUCCCUCCCCUGCCCUGGCCACAGAGAACCGUUGAAUCACAUCAGCAGCUUUUCUAGAUUAGUUGAUGCAACUGCUGCAUGGUCCUCCUUGUUUUUGUCUAAAAAGCCAGCUCCUAGCACACAGUUGGAGUGGUAUGUAUAUUCAGCCAAAUGCCUUUCACUCAAAGUAUGCCCUUACAAGGUAAUCUUGCUUUGGAUUUUACAUUAAUAUGCUGUACAAGUAGUUUAUUGUACAUUUUCUUUAAAAAAUGUUAAAACAAUACAAUUAAAACAGAUAUUUGAACGUU